Molecule: messenger RNA, 2608 nt
Organism: Terrapene triunguis (Three-toed box turtle)
Lineage: Eukaryota; Metazoa; Chordata; Testudines; Emydidae
Gene: PPARD
Product: peroxisome proliferator activated receptor delta
Exons: 6
Coding region: 763-1977 (404 amino acids)
Biological process (GO): negative regulation of transcription by RNA polymerase II; hormone-mediated signaling pathway; positive regulation of transcription by RNA polymerase II
Cellular component (GO): nucleus
Molecular function (GO): zinc ion binding; nuclear receptor activity; RNA polymerase II cis-regulatory region sequence-specific DNA binding
Source: RefSeq, a predicted model, not a curated record
UCCAAUGAACAAUGGAUGCUGGCUUCACAGGGUGGAAACCAGUUUUCCAAUGGAAAAUGCCUGCAUAAAGAAACAAAUCUUGCAGCGUGCAGGGGGGCCAGAGUGGUACAGCCCUGUCAGGAGUAAGUUCCACAGCUCCAGGCUUUCGGCCGAGAGUGCUCGAACAAGAGGCUGAAAAUGACCAGAUGUUUGUAUAACUAAGAAUAGAAUUUCCAGCUUAAAGUGAGAGGAAUCUCGCCCUGUGCCACAACUUGUCUCGAGUAAGGAAGGAAUUUUCUGCCCCAUGGACAGUGAUGUGAAUGAAGUGCUGCAGGAAGCUUGCCUCCCUCUGAAGCAGCAGCUGUUGGCGCCUGCCAGAUGUUCCAGGCACUGGUCUGUUCCUAUGUGCCGAGCUGCACAGGGACUUGCGUGUGAAUGGAGUCUGUCUUGUUUUAAUCUUUUUUUCUGAACUGAUUCAUUGGCAGCCAAGCUCCUGAAAGGCUUAAUCACUUCACUAAAAAGAAGGUGAUUCGUUCUGCUCAGCCAUUCGCUGAGAGUCAGAAGACUAAAAUUCAAGGGACGCUCAAGUAAUUUUAGGCCCAGAAUUUAGUGAGUGGGUUUUAGUCAGGGGAGGGAAAGCUUGCUGUGAAGCGAGUAUUUUGUUGUUGCUUAAAUCUUUCCCCUGCAGUCCUGAGAAGCCCAGCACAACCGCAUCGGGCUAGUGCCUAAGAACUGGGAAUAUGGAAUUUACCCAUUGGGGUUCAUUGUCCAGCCUGAAUCCAGAUGCCAAAAGGAAGAAAACAACACCUCUCCCAGAGCUCUUCUCCAUCCCUAUCGGACCAACUCCAGAUGGGCUGCGAGGAGACAUCCGCUGCAAGUCUGAAUGUGGAAUGCAGGGUCUGUGGGGAUAUAGCAUCAGGAUUUCAUUACGGAGUGCAUGCAUGCGAGGGCUGCAAGGGUUUCUUCCGUCGGACGAUCCGCAUGAAGCUGGAGUAUGAGAAGUGUGACCGGAACUGUAAAAUCCAGAGGAAGAACCGGAAUAAGUGCCAGUAUUGUCGCUUCCAGAAAUGCCUCUCACUGGGCAUGUCGCACAAUGCAAUUCGUUUUGGCCGCAUGCCAGAAGCAGAGAAGAGGAAGCUGGUAGCGGGUCUGAUGGUGAGCGAGAUCAGCUGCCAGAACCCGCAGGUGGCUGACCUGAAAGCUUUCUCCAAGCACAUCUACGAUGCCUACCUGAAAAACUUCAACAUGACCAAAAAGAAGGCAAGAGGCAUCCUCACUGGGAAGACCGGCAGCACCCCGCCGUUCGUGAUCCAUGACAUGGACACCCUGUGGCAGGCAGAAAAGGGGCUGGUCUGGAAGCAGCUUGUGAACGGGAUCCCUCCAUACAAGGAGAUUGGGGUCCACGUCUUCUACCGCUGCCAGUGCACCACGGUGGAGACGGUGCGGGAGCUCACAGAGUUCGCCAAGAGCAUUCCCAGCUUCCUCGGCCUCUACCUGAAUGACCAGGUGACCCUGCUGAAGUAUGGGGUCCAUGAAGCCAUCUUCGCCAUGCUGGCCUCCAUCAUGAACAAGGACGGGCUUCUGGUGGCCAACGGGAACGGGUUUGUGACACGCGAGUUCCUGCGCAGCCUGCGCAAGCCCUUCAGCGAGAUCAUGGAGCCCAAGUUUGAGUUUGCCGUGAAGUUCAACGCCCUGGAGCUGGACGACAGCGACCUCUCUCUUUUUGUGGCUGCCAUUAUCCUGUGCGGGGACCGCCCUGGCCUUAUGGACGUGAAGCAGGUGGAGGGGAUACAGGACAACAUCCUCCAGGCCCUGGAGUUCCACCUGCAGGCCAACCACCCGGACGCUCAGUACCUCUUCCCCAAGCUGCUCCAGAAGAUGGCUGACCUGCGGCAGCUGGUGACCGAGCACGCGCAGCUGGUGCAGAAGAUUAAAAAGACAGAGACGGAGACCUCAUUGCACCCGCUUCUGCAGGAAAUCUACAAGGACAUGUACUGAGGAGCUUUAAAGCCAUGGAUCCUGAGCAAAACACUUUGUAUGGUGACCCAGAAGCCUCCCCCGCCCUCCCCCCACAACGUCUUCCAUUUCUUCUACUUGGUACUAUUUUCUAGAUGAUCUCUACGUAUGGUACAUAGGCCUACCUGCCAUGAGAUUUCGUGGCUACUGCGUGCUAAGCCCGGGCUUCCGUUAACACACACUUAUGAACCUCAAAGGCAAAACAUAAGCGAGGCUUCUGUUGCCGCAGCCCAGCUGUCACGCCGCUCCCUUCUGCCUUCCAAGCGACCCACGUGUUUACGUGCAUUGCAGAGAAGGUGGGAUUAUGGCACCAGCAGAGUGACAAGGGUAUGGUCUGAUGUAAUGAGACCACUCAGUACCUUCGUUAUCCGGCAGGUCCAGGAACAGCACUUACAUCACUUGUCCAUUGUGCGUUGGUUUUGUAUUGCACUUGGCAGACUCUUAGGCCUGAGCUGUAAAGCCUGGGACAUUGGAACAAAAGGAAGUGUGUCUCUCUCUCUCUGGAUGCAUGGAUCUCCCAAAGAAUGGUCUGACUGUUUGAUGAAGGGUACUGAUGCUUCAUUGGGGGAGAGACCGUUGGUUAGUCCCCUGGAUUCACAAGACAGGCGUGACC